AAAUGGUCAUUUUAUUCCCCUUCGCUUUUAGCUCCAUUGCAUUAACCACCGGCAGCCACGCGGAGUGAAUGACCGAUUAUCCGUCCAGAUAACUGCGUUAGCUGGUUAACGUCGGAUCACUGAUCACCCACGAGAGUUGUUUUAGCAAUGGGUUUUAGUGGACCUAAGGCCAAGUACGGGCGGCGAUAGGUCCGUAUACUACUGUCUAUAACCGACCCGUUUCAUUUGGGAGCGGUUUUCGGGUGACUGUUACAUAUGUACGUUUAGUAUGGGGCAUGAAAUGUGUGUUUGCAUUCAGUUUCGUUGGUUUUACUCAUUUUGUUUGUAGCAUUUUUUUCGAACAUUGCAUUUGCGUUGUCUUAAUAAUAUAAAAAAUGGCUAAAGUGUGUUAAGGUUGUUGGUCUAGCUUGGUGUGCAAGCUAGGAACAGGUCUCUGGCUGGGUGGUCCAGCUGGGGACCUUGAUAAAUGGUAAGGAGUCGGGUAUAAGGGUCUGGAUUGACCCAAUACCGUCUGGAUGCAAGAGAUGAGGUGGUAGUAGAGAACAGUAACACUGUGGUAAGCUUUUGAAUGGCUUUAUGGGUCAAGGACUGAACCUGGGUGGCACUAUUUGGACUGAGGCUUGAUGUUAGAGAUCACAUUCUGAGAGUCAGUGAAAUUCUUAUGCGAAUCGAAAAGGUUAGAAUGUAAUAAGUAGUCCAUUGCUGACCAUGGUGUCUGGGUUCUGUUUUAUAAGCUUUUUAUUUUGACGUUGAGGUGUUCUAGAUGGAAUGCUCAAGUAGAAUACCUGUGCACUUGUUAUUGCCAAUGUAUUGAUGGGACCUUAUUUUGUUGUUAGUUUUUGUAGAAUUAUUUUCUACAUCUCAUACGCAUAUGCUUUCAUUUGAACAUGAAUUAAUAAUAACUUUCAUUUCCAUUAGAACAUUGGGAUAUCAUGAUAAAAGUUAAUGUCCUUUCCUCUUAUUGUAUCUUUCCUUAUCCUAGCAAUGAAUUGAAACUUAACUGUUUCAUUAUCCAGAUCGUAGUGUGGUGGACAUCAUCUUUGCAUAAUGUUCUUUCUUUCUUUAAUUGGGUUGCCUUUUCUUUGAUCUUGGCUCUAAUACGAACUUUCUAUUUGGUCAAACAUUGUCUACAGCCUGAUAUGUCAAAUCCUUUUUCAACGUUAAACUUAUAUUUUUAUUGGUAUGUAUGGUAACUAAUCGGGCUAUGUUUUAGUUUUUAGUCCCUAUGAUGAGUUCGGCUAACUUCAGUAGCAACCAUAAUAUUGGGGAUCUUGGUGUGAAAGCUUUAAUGAUGGAGCAGAAUCUAGUUCGAAGCACCUUGCAUCAUGGCAAGUACACCACAUUUGGGUUAGCUACUCAGGAAGAGCCCAAUGCUCUUAAUACAAGGCAUGAAACUGAGAAAAGUAUAAGGCCAGCCAUCUUAAGGACUCCAAAUAGUGGUGCUGAUGCAAGUAUAUCGGAUCAAGAUAAGUCCCCACUUGGUGAUUCUCGCCUUUGCUCGAUAUCAUCAAUAUGCCCAGCCCCAAUUUGCCGUCAGUUCUGGAAAGCUGGAAAUUAUGAUGACAACCAUAAUUCAAAGGCCACAUGUCAAAAUGGCACAGGUCGUCUUCGUGUUCACCCCAAAUUUCUUCAUUCUAAUGCUACUUCUCAUAAAUGGGUCUUUGGUGCUAUGGCAGAAAUGAUUGAUAACUCUGUUGAUGAGAUUCAAAAUGGGGCGACGUCCGUAAUUGUUGAUAAAAUAUCAAAUCCGAAAGAUGGAACUCCAGCUUUGUUAAUUCAAGACGAUGGUGGUGGAAUGGACCCUGAAGCAAUGAGGCGUUGCCUUAGUUUUGGGUUUUCCGAUAAACAGUCCCAAUAUGCUAUUGGAAAGUAUGGAAAUGGGUUCAAGACUAGUUCUAUGCGACUUGGGGCUGAUGUUGUUGUUUUCAGUCGCUGCAAAAGGGACAGCAAUUUUUGUUUAAUGCUUAGACAUUACACAGGAUUAUCUGCAACAGUUGACUAUCUGUUUGACACAGAUAGUGGCACAUGGAAGGCAUUACACGACGACCAACGUCUUAAGCAAAAUCUUUCUAUCUUGUUGCAGUGGUCUCCAGUUGCCACAGAAGCUGAACUUCUAAAACUAGAUAUUAGUAUUUCUGGUAAUUUUAAGAAUACUCGAAAAAGUGAACAGCAUCUUGCCAACCGUCUUCACUGUUCUCUGAGGGCAUAUUUAUCUAUUCUAUACUUGCGAAUUCCGGAGAACUUCCGCAUAUUAUUGCGUGGCCUAGAUGUCGAGUAUCAUAAUAUUGCAGGUGAUCUCAAAUUUCCGGAGUUCAUAUUGUACAGACCUCACAACGUGGAGGGUUCAGUCAUCACGACAAUUGGGUUCUUGAAGGAAGCUCCAGCAGUGAAUAUACACGGUUUCAAUGUCUACCACAAGAACAGAUUGAUAUUGGUGACUGCUUUUACUUCAUUUAUCACUCUUUGGUUAUUUUUGCCGUUUUGGCAUGUUGUAAGCUAUAGUCACAGCAGAGGCAAAGGGGUUGUUGGUGUUUUAGAAGCAAAUUUUAUCGAGCCUACCCACAACAAACAGGACUUUGAGAAAACUCCAGUUUACCAGAAGCUCGAAGCCCGCCUGAAAGCAAUGACACUAGAAUACUGGGAUUAUCACUGUGGGCUUGUUGGCUAUUAUCAAGCUCGCAAAUCUCGAGGAUUAAAGAUGCCUCAGGAUACUUCCAAUUCUGGACCAGGCCAAGGCAUUUAUCAACCUGUUGUUCUGGGUCAAGACUCAGGUGCUUCUGGUCGAACAGCAUCUUUUGUUGCAGCUAAAAAUAGUCCACAUGAAGUAGCAAGUGGUUCGUCCCAUCACAUGGCACCGAACUCCGAAAGGCAUUCUUCGCCCAUUGCUCAAGAUAAUACACAGGGUAAGAAGCAGAAAACAUUAAAGAAGACUUUCAAAAGGAAACACAGAGGACAUGACGAUGCUGCUGAGCUUGUAAGUGUCGAGAGGAGAGGACUCGAAUAUUCUGGUGGAGAUAAACAGCUUCCUGUUGAUCCUGAAAAGCAGUCAGAAAACCAAGAUGGUGCUAGUUUGAUUCGAGAAAACAAAAGGCUCCGUUCUCUGUGCCAGGAGUAUGAGAAGACAGACGAAGAACUAGAUCUCAAGAUAAAAUCCCUCGAAGAUGAAGUAAGAGAAGCCGAACGAGAGUGCACUCGCAUGCUGCUCGAGUCGAGACUGUUGGAGAAAAUUAAGGAAAGUAGAAAGCUCUUGCUCGUCUAGUUUUCUUCCAGUGAUCUAUUUCUGUUUAUUUUUAUUUUGGAAAUAUUAUGCUAAUAUUUACUUAUUAUUUUAUGUGAGUAUUUUGUAUAAUCUUAGAAAACACUGAUGUUGACACUUUUAAAAAAGGUUGAUACUUUCUAUUAGAGAUGAAAAAAAAGGUUGAUACUUUUAAGAAUUACAUGAAACAUGGAGUUUCAUAU
Striga asiatica is the source of this 3459-nucleotide messenger RNA. The record is from the annotation of a GenBank genome assembly. Lineage: Eukaryota; Viridiplantae; Streptophyta; Magnoliopsida; Lamiales; Orobanchaceae.